GACGGCGGCGAAUCGCCGUUGCAGUAUGCCACUGGCGACCUUCAUGAUCCAUGAUCUAUGGGCUAUGUAUGGCCCACGGUCCAUUUCUCUGCCCCCUCCCCCUGCCAUGAGUAUGGAAAAACGCAGGCAGCAGAAUGCAUGCACGAGCAAAGCAGUGUUGCUGCCAUCGCCGCCGCCGCCGCCGCCGCAGCCCCUCCUUGGAAGUUGUCCGUUGUGGUGGAGAUGGAUGCGGGACAAGAAUGUCGCUUGAAGCAUGUUCCCGCAGCAUCUGCUUGUGACGGCUGAGCGUUUCGAAGAUCUGGUCCACGUUGCAUUGGUCCCCCGGGCGUCCGCGCGGUAUGUUUAUGCCGGCCCCCAAGACUGGUCGCUAGCCAAGCAUUAGGCCCCCCCCUCAUCCUUACCUCUCCCCCAACCCCUCCCCCCCUCCCAUCCCCUCUCACCCUUUCCCGAGUGCUGCCCUGUUAGCUUUUCCAUACGACUUAACCGUUUUCGUAGGGUGUUCACGACGUCUGAACCUUCCCCCCGUGGGCUGAGCCGUCCCAAAUAAGCGAGUUCGAGGUUCCGACCUCUCCAUCGUAUU
Molecule: messenger RNA, 580 nt
Organism: Colletotrichum destructivum
Lineage: Eukaryota; Fungi; Ascomycota; Sordariomycetes; Glomerellales; Glomerellaceae
Exons: 1
Coding region: 58-285 (75 amino acids)
Source: RefSeq, a predicted model, not a curated record